AUGGAACCAUCUGUAAAGAAAUUCAAAGUAGCCUUAAUUGGAGCAACAGGAGCAGUCGGCAAAGAAAUAGUCAAGCAUGCAUCAUAAGACCCAAGAAUAGAGGAGCUUUGCCUCGUUGUGAGAAAAAGAGCUGAAGAGUGGAAGGAUGAAGAUUUUCAAUGUAAAUUGAAGAUUAUCGCAAUGGAAAACUUUGAUGAUAUGUCCUCCUUAGUUGAAGAGCUAUAAGGUUAUGACUCAUUCCUAUGUACUCUUGGAUCUUUGACUAAGUAUGGAGAGGAAGCAUUCAGAAGAGUGGACUUCACCUAUCCUUUGGAGUUUGCAAAAAUUGCCUAGUAAGUUGGUGCUCCUCACUAUGGAUUACUUAGUUCCAAAGGUGCUAAGGCUUCAUCCUGCUUUUUAUAUAUGAAAGUUAAGGGUGAAGUUGAAAAUGCUGUAGAGGCACUUAAAAUCUUCUCGUACUAUAUUUAUAGACCAGGAUUCUUGUUAAAUAGAGAUGAUAGCUCGAGACCUCUAGAGAAGAUCUUCACUAAAGUCCCUUUUAUUGAUAAGAUUGCUUGCAAAGAUGUUGGAAAAAUCAUGCUAGAAAAAGCUUUGAAUCAUAAAGUAGACAUUAAAAGUGAAGCUCCAAAUCAUAAAUUUUUGCUUAAGAAUUCUGAUCUGAAAAGACAAAUUGCAAAUCUUUGA
Messenger RNA from Stylonychia lemnae, 684 nucleotides. The record is from the annotation of a GenBank genome assembly. Lineage: Eukaryota; Ciliophora; Spirotrichea; Sporadotrichida; Oxytrichidae.